This is a messenger RNA of Sinocyclocheilus grahami, 1793 nucleotides long. Its product is annotated as chloride channel CLIC-like protein 1. The transcript has 11 exons. NCBI's taxonomy places the organism in Eukaryota, Metazoa, Chordata, Actinopteri, Cypriniformes, Cyprinidae. Bases 24 to 1793 code for a protein of 589 amino acids. Gene Ontology annotation, cellular component: endoplasmic reticulum; membrane. The record is from RefSeq and is a predicted model, not a curated record. Gene Ontology annotation, molecular function: chloride channel activity.
CCAACGAAGAAACUUCUUCACAUAUGACUGCACAUAGAUUGGAGAUUAUGAAGGUGCCGAGCUGUUCGUCGUUUGGUUUCUGGAGUUUGCUCGUUUUUUGUAGUCUGUUUGUUUUUGCAAAUGCAAAUAUCCACCAGGAGGAUGAGGAUGAUGCAUGGAUUGAUCCAUAUGACAUGCUCAACUACGACCCGACGACAAAGCGCAUGAGAAAACCCACAGAGUCUGCCAGUUACCCAAAUGUGCCAACCAAGAGGAGGGAAUUCAGCUCAGACUCCUGUGAAGUGCAACAGUGUCCUGAUGUGUUUGACUGCACCAUUAAACUAUGGGUUUUGCAAAAAGAGUUUGAUGAACAGAAAAAGAAGGCGACCACCACCUCUAUAAAUCCAGUGUGUCUUCCAGUAUUCAAGCGAUUCCUUUCCAGGCUCCUUAAAGAAACUUCAAAACUUGGCCUGCCUGAUGAUGGACAGACAUCCAUGCAUUAUGACGCUGAGGUGAAGCUGUCCAAGCAGUCGCUGGUGGAGAUCCAGAAGCUUUUGAAUGAAGAGAACGACUGGACCACUGGAGCCAUGGAUGAGGCUCUCAGUCAAAUUCUGCUCAGAUUCAAACUCCACGAAGCCUGGAAGUGGCAUUUCGAAUAUACAUUUUAUGUAGAUGCUGAUACCGCUCUGAAGGUUUCUUUGAUUGUUCUGAUUGUCGUAGCCAUAAUCAGCACUGAGCUCUGGUCUGUGGUCUGCUGGUUUGUCCAGUUCAGGAGAAUGUUUGCUGUUUGCUUUUUUAUUAGCUUGAUCUGGAACUGGUUCCAUCUUUAUAUGGUUUCCUUUGCAGAACACAAGAAGAACAUUGUGGAGGUGGAGAGCUUCAAUGGCAAAUGCACUGGGCUGAAACAACUGGACUGGAAGGACAGUUUAUCAGAGUGGUACAGACGGACAUGGACUCUUCAAGAUGAUCCUUGCAAAAAGUAUUACGAGGUCCUUGUGGUGAACCCCAUUUUGCUUGUGCCUCCAACAAAGGCUAUCACAGUCACCAUAACCAGUUUCAUCACGGACCCCUUGAAGCAAAUUGGACAGGGAAUCAGUGAGUUCCUCAGAGCCCUGCUGAAGGAUCUACCAGUCACUCUCCAGUUACCUGUACUGCUCAUCAUUGCACUCGCCAUCAUUAUGUUCAUGUAUGGAAGUGCUCAAGCAGCUAUACAUCAAGCAGUCAACUUUCCUCGGCUUGGUGGCCGACGGGACCCGCCGCCUCCUGCUGUAGGACAGCGCCAAGCUCCUCAACUAGAGGAACAUGAGGAAGCUUGGGAAGGAGGCGAUGCUCCACAGCCACUGCAGGUGCACCAGGACAAUAGAAACAGAGUAAAUCAAGCAGGAAACCAAGCAGGUGACCAGGGCAUCAGGGCAGGAGAUGCUCUUGCCCCACAAAACAGACAGGAGGACAGAAGCAUGGAACACCGACAGGAAUUUUCUGGCAUUCCCAGAGGGACUCAGAGAGUAGAGACUGUGCGUGCUACAGGUAACAUGUCCAGCGAUGAUGAGACUGAUUUUCAGCAGUGGACAGAGGAGGUGGAUCCUGGUACAAAGGAAAAUGCAGAGACUGAAGUGAAAGCUGAGGAAAAAGAGAAAACGGCAUCUACUGUGGACAAAAAAGAACAGAAAGACACACGCAGUGCAGACAGAAGUGAGCCUGAAACUAAUGUGCCUUUGGCUCAAACAGUUGGAGCUAAUCAAGGGAAUGAGGGGCUAUCAGCAGAUCUUGCUGUCGAAGAAGUUUAUUCAAGUGUUAAAACUGCAAUAAAAUAG